AUGAAGUUCACUGCCGUUGUCUUCCUUGCCGCUGGCGCCAUGGCCGCCAUUGCCCCCGAGCCCGUUGAGUCCGUCGUUGAGUCCGGCGUCACCUCCGCCGCUCCCGUCGAGAGCGAGGCCGUCACCAGCGCCAAGAAGUGGACCACCUCCACUGUCUACGCGACCACCGUUCUGACCAUCACCGACUGCGAGGACACCGUCACCGACUGCCCCGGAGACGCCACCAAGGUCGUUACUGAGACCGUCGCCGUCUCCACCACCGUCUGCCCCGCUGAGGAGGGUGAGGACGAGCCCACCACUCUCAUCCCCGCCCCCACUGGUGGCGUCGAGGAGCCCGAGCCCGAGGAGCCUGAGGAGCCCGAGACCACCGAGGACUCUUCUCCCGAGCAGCCCGAGCCCACUGAGGCUCCUGAGCCCGAGUGCCCCGUCACCAAGGUCAAGACCAUCACCACCAGCUACACUACCGUCAUCCCCACCGUCAUCAUCGAGACCGUCGUUGAGGACUGCCCCGCCCCUACCGGCGGUAUUGAGCACCCCGUCCCUACUGGCUCCGUUCCCGGAAACGGCACCUCCCCCGGUGGUCCUUCUCCCCCCAUCACCGCCGGUGCCGCUUCCAUGGCCGGCUCCAUCUUCUUCGCCGCUGCUGCCGGUAUUGCCGCCUACGCUUUCGCGUAA
Messenger RNA from Scedosporium apiospermum, 675 nucleotides. RefSeq lists its product as uncharacterized. The record is from RefSeq and is a predicted model, not a curated record. The transcript has 2 exons. NCBI's taxonomy places the organism in Eukaryota, Fungi, Ascomycota, Sordariomycetes, Microascales, Microascaceae. The coding region runs from base 1 to 675 and encodes 224 amino acids.